This is a messenger RNA of Pyrus x bretschneideri (Chinese white pear), 660 nucleotides long. Its product is annotated as DNA repair protein RAD51 homolog. Gene Ontology annotation, biological process: chromosome organization involved in meiotic cell cycle; mitotic recombination; reciprocal meiotic recombination. The coding region runs from base 1 to 660 and encodes 219 amino acids. The record is from RefSeq and is a predicted model, not a curated record. The transcript has 4 exons. Lineage: Eukaryota; Viridiplantae; Streptophyta; Magnoliopsida; Rosales; Rosaceae. Gene Ontology annotation, cellular component: condensed nuclear chromosome. Gene Ontology annotation, molecular function: single-stranded DNA binding; DNA strand exchange activity; ATP-dependent DNA damage sensor activity.
AUGGACAAGGGCACAAAGGAUAAACACCAUGAAAAUAUGGGAGAAGAAUGCUUCAAGAGAAACAUGACUGCUCAAAUUUUGAAGAGAAAAAAGAAGUACCUUGGGAGAUCAAAGCACUGUUCCUCUUUUGUUUAUGGACUAAAAAUUCAAUCAUUUGGACUCAAUGGUGUUGAUAUCUUGGAGAAUGUGGCGAAUGCUAGAGCUUAUAACACGGAUCACCAAUCAAGGCUCUUGCUUGAAGCAGCUUCCAUGAUGGUAGAAACAAGGUUUGCUCUCAUGAUAGUAGAUAGUGCGACAGCCCUCUACAGAACAGAUUUCUUAGGAAGAGGAGAACUUUCAGCGCGGCAAAUGCAUCUUGCAAAGUUUCUCCGGAGCCUUCAGAAGUUGGCAGAUGAGUUUGGCGUGGCCGUUGUGAUCACAAAUCAAGUGGUUGCACAAGUGGAUGGUUCUACAAUCUUUGCCGGUCCUCAAAUUAAGCCUAUCGGUGGUAACAUCAUGGCUCAUGCUUCCACCACAAGGUUUGUAAUGCUAAAUGCUUUCACCUUCCUCCCAAACGGAACUGUUCUCACGUCAGCAAUGAGCGUUACUCAUCAUUUGUUCCUUCUUACGACAGGCUUGCUGUCCGGAAAGGAAGCGGCGAAGAGCGCAUCUGUAACGUGA